AUGAUCACCUACCUCGACUUUGCCGAAGACGACAUUCAGAAGGUCGAGGACGUGCUGCUGCAGUGCCGCACAAAGGCCGAAGGAUCACGACGCUAUGGCGCGCCUCGCUACGCGCCCAGGGCUGCCAUUGAGGUGCAAUACAUCAAGUUCAUCGACCCUGAGCAUACAUCUCUGCGAAGGGUCCACAACUGCUUCGAAUCGGCGGGCAAGAGUACGCCGCGGAUGUGGAGGCGCCAUCCUUUAUGGAGAGAUAACGGUGAAAGCAAGUGCUUCAACUGUGGGCAGCCUGGCCACUCGGUCGCCGAGUGUCCCGAACCUCGAGACCAGGCAGCAAUACAGCGCAACCGAAGAGAGUUCCUGGACUCGACUCCAGUUCGCUUCACGGGAAGGUACGCUACGUCGCAGAAGGUGUUGCUCGACAAGUUCAAGCCGGGCGAACUCUCGGAGGAGCUCAAGCAAGCUCUAGAUAUCCUUUUCACCCUCCUUCACGAACCUCGCAUGGUGAUUGAGUCCACGCUUGUUGUCCUUGACUCGUAA
Acanthamoeba castellanii str. Neff is the source of this 537-nucleotide messenger RNA. Its product is annotated as zinc knuckle domain containing protein. Bases 1 to 537 code for a protein of 178 amino acids. The record is from RefSeq and is a predicted model, not a curated record. The transcript has 6 exons. Gene Ontology annotation, cellular component: catalytic step 2 spliceosome. Gene Ontology annotation, molecular function: RNA binding; zinc ion binding. Lineage: Eukaryota; Discosea; Longamoebia; Acanthamoebidae.